Molecule: messenger RNA, 8542 nt
Organism: Ruditapes philippinarum (Manila clam)
Lineage: Eukaryota; Metazoa; Mollusca; Bivalvia; Venerida; Veneridae
Exons: 36
Coding region: 1574-6526 (1650 amino acids)
Cellular component (GO): cytoplasm
Molecular function (GO): calcium-dependent phospholipid binding; calcium ion binding
Source: RefSeq, a predicted model, not a curated record
AAAAAUCCAUAUAUUUUGGGAUUUAAACGUUUCAUUCCUGAAUUAUUGCUAUAUUUUUGCUUGAAAAUUUCCUAUAUUCUUGCAAAGCCAUCAUUGGCUUGGAGGCAUAGUUUAAGACUGGUUCCCAGCUCAGUUAAAUUACAUAUGGAUCAUAAGUAAACAUAGGCACAUACAUGUAGCUGUCUUCUCUUGUAAAAAUGCUAAAAAAAAAAUCUAAUCUCCUUCAUUAGUAAGAAUUUAACUACCCAUAGACUUGAUGUUACUGAAAAGAAUGUGUCAGAAGGUUGUUUGAUAAAUACAGAGCUAUAAUUGGUCAACCGCUGCUUCAUGUUUAAAAAAUUUGAAUUUGGUUUCAGGCUUUUGUGUUAUGUCCUGUGGCAAAUGUUUUCUAUUUAAGGACCAUCUAUAUUUUUUUUCAGAAUAUAGUCAAUAGUCACUAUAAAGAAGAGAUAAAAAAUUUAAGUUUCUUACAUAGUGUUACAAUGAUUUUAUGAGCUACACUGGAUUUUGUUGAGUCAGACAGAAAAUCUCAAAAUCAAACUUUGCUUAAGUUUCGUCAUGGACAUUUAAAUUUGAAAGUAAUGGUUUAUAAAUAUGUCACAGGGUGAAAAAAUGUGCAGCCUGAGCGGGACUUGAACCCAGGGACCCUUGGAAAACCAUUCUGACUAAGCUGUCCGGCUGCUUACACAUCCUCUCCCCCCUAAAUAGUGAGUAGUUCUAACUGUGACAAAUAUAUAAUAUGAAAAUAAGUAAAGUAACCAUAAUGAAUAACUGGAUGCAUGCCGCAUAGUAAUUCCUACACUCUACAAUGGAUGUUAUGAAAGUUUUAUUCUUAUGUCCCUUCUUCCUGUAAGCUUGGUUCCUUGUCAGUGUGUUAAAAUCCUACAUGCUCCACCCAACCACCAUUACUUUUGUUUACAUGGUUUGAUGGCAGCGAGCCUUGUCUCCAGUCUUUGUAGAUGAUGAUGAGGUGCACAAACAAGUUUUAAACCUUUUUUUUUGAAGGAGUAAGAAAAUACUGAUUGGAGAACAAAUUGAAAAAACUUAAUUGAAAUCCUAAUAACAUUAGUCUUUUGUACUUAGAUUAACCCGUUUGCAUGUUAACUAAAAUGAUUGUAUAUUCAGCCUUAGAGUACAAAAAAGCACAUGGUUCUUUUUCUUUGUUUGCAUGAAUCUUUGAUCUACCUAAUCUUACCCAAAGACUUACCCCAUCUUUCCUUGCCUAUAUUUCCAAUGUCACAAGUAAAAUAUGGUUUUGUUUUGGGAAGUUUAGAAAAUAGUAUAAAACAGUAUAUUACUAUAUUCAGUAUUAUAAUCUACAUUUGUACUUUUAGCAUAAUAAAUAUUGAAAAAUUUAGCUAAUAUAGACUAUAAUUAAGAAAAGAUAAUUAUAAUUAAAAAUAAACACUAAUCAGUGGCUGUUUAUGCAUGUUACUUUUUUACAUAAUUAUAUUGUUCAUAAUUAUAUUGCAAGAUUUUGUUGUCAAAUGCUAUACCUUUUCUUAAUUAACUAACCCCUUUUAUAUAUAUUUAAAAACUUUCUGACAAUCAGUUAGUGGAGCGUGAUUUUAGCAUGUACUACGGAGAAAGCACGGUGAAAUCUGCCCCGCCCACCGAGAGGAGUAAUGGAAAACCAUCAGAUGAUUCCAAAAUUGACAAGGAGAAUGAUUCUGAAAAUGCUGGUAAAGAAAAACCCAAAGAGGACAAAAGGGACAACAAGAGAGAUAGGAGCCCAAAGAAAAAUUCAAAAGCUCAUGGUAGAGGAAAUGCAGACAAGAAUGAGAAAGGAUUGAAAGGCAAUGAAGAGUCUACUAAAAGUUUAUCUAGCAUGCAUAGUGAGAAAUAUGUAACCAAUGAUUUGGAGAGAGUAAAAACUUUGGUAUCUGAAGAUAAGGAUGAGGCUGAUUCUAACAAUGAAGGUGGUAGAGAAAAGAUUGACACAGAGAACAAAGAUGAAGAAAGUAAUCAAAAUGAAGAAUGUAAUAAAACCAAUGAAAAAGCAGAUGAGGAAGAUGAUUUCUUUGAUAAAGAAAAUGGUAAAGCAAAUGAGGAAAGAAAUGAAAGUGAUCCAGAUAUAGCAAAGUCAGAAUCUAAUGGAAAUGAGGGUCAAAAAGAGUCAGAUGGUGGAUCGAAAUCAGAUAAAACUUCUGAUGGCUCAAGUGAAAAUGGAGAGACAAAACCAGAUGAGAUGAAAGCUAAAAAGGCAAAUGAGGAAGGGAUUGGUGAAUUUAAAGAGCCUCAAAAUCAGCAGCAGAAAGCAGGAGCAUCAAAGAAGUCCAAGAAAAAGAAGGAGGAUGGUAUAUCUGGUCAAGGUAAAAGUAAAGAUAAUUCGGAUGAGAACUCUGAUAUUGCACAAUUGUUCAAAAUUGCAAAACAAUUAGGAAGACCAGAAGACAUUUUUAUCAAAACAUUGAUCAAGAAAUCUCACAAACAGAGAAUGGCUACCAAGGCAAAGUUUCGGCAAAAAUAUGAUUUGGAUUUAAGUUCAGAAUUGAAGAAUGGUUUAGGUCAACCAUGGGAGUACCUUAUAGAUGCUUUACUACAGGAGAGAGGAGUAGCAGACUCUUAUGCUGUGUUUGAUGCACUUAGUGGAAGAAGUCAGCAGACAGCAGACAUGUGUGACGUGGUCGAGUUGUUAUGUUCCAGGGAUAAUGCCACUAUAGCAGAACUCAAGGAAUCUUAUAGAAAAGAAUUUUCGAUCAGUUUAGAAGAGGAUGUAACUGAUAGAUCCAAACCUCCAUUACAAACAGUUCUUAUAGCAUUACAAAAGGGUGUCCGUGAUGAGUCAACAGAUGUAGAUUAUGAUCUUGUAAAGAAAGAUGCCCAAGCCAUUUAUGAGUAUGGUGAUGGCUGUUGGGAUAGUGAUAAUGGUAUAUUUAUAAAAUUGCUCAAUGACAGAAGUUAUGCUCAUCUCCAUGCAGUUUUCGCGGAGUAUAAGACGGUUGCCGGGGGCGAGGACAUUCUUCAUGCCAUGAAGAAAGAUUCUCCAAAAGAUUUUUACAAAAUUUUAAGUACUAUAGUUCAGUGUAUAGGUUCACCUUCCUCAUACUAUGCAGACCAAUUACAUCGACAUAAACUUCCAACUGACCCAGUGUUUGUUAACACUCUAGUUGUAAGAUCUGAGAUUGAUAUGCCAGAGAUUAAGAAAGUGUAUAAAAAGUUAUAUGGUGUUGAUAUAACUGAAGAUAUCAAAGCCAAGUCACAUCCCACACAGAAAUGUCUCAUUGAACUGGCUAAUAAAGUCCCAGCUGGCUCCAAAAAGAAAGCAGACCCCAAAAAAGCUUAUGUUAAAGAUGGUACAGCCAACCAACAAUCACAACCACAACCUUCCAAUGCUAAGAAACCUCCCACUGGUAAGAAAGCAGAAACCAAGGUCAAAGGUCAAGGUCAAAGUGAGUCAGGUGACAAUCCAAAAAUAGACAAUGAUUCUAAAAAUAGCACAAAAUCAGAACAAAAACCUGCUCAGCAAUCAAAAUCAAAAGACAAUCAAGAACAUGCUACAAAGAAGAAAAGUAGUCCCACAGGGGCUAGAGAUGGUAACCACAGGGGCACGGUGAAGCCAGCAAGUAAUUUUAGACCCGAGGAUGACUGUGAUAAGUUGAAUAGUGCAAUGAGUGGUGAGAGAGCCGAUGAGUCCGUUGUUGUGUCCAUCAUUCCUAAAAGAAGUAAUAAACAAAGGCAACAACUAAAGGCAACAUACGAACAGAAACAUAAAAAGAACUUGACGAUAGAUCUGACGUCAGAGAUGACUGGUGACUGGGAGGAGAUAGUGCUGGCACUCAUGAUGACCCCAGCAGAGUAUGAUGCCCAUGUGGUGAGAGAGGCUGUAGAGGGACUGGGCACUUCAGAGCCCACUCUAAUAGCUAUACUGUGUACAAGAUCUGCUCAGGAAUUGAAAUCUAUUAAAGAACAUUACAGAAAAGCUGGAGGUGGAGAUUUUGAUAAAGACGUGACACGUGAUGCUGGCGCUGAUUUGAAGAAUUUAUUGUUAAAUCUGGCACGUGGUGAGAGAGCUGCUGGUACUGCUGUCAAUAUGCAACAAGCACAGAAAGAUGCUAAAGAUCUUCAAAAGGAUGGUGUCCUCAGUGAAACUUUUGUAAAUGUUGUUUCCAAACUAAAUCAUUUCCAAGUGAAAGCAACUUUUGAUGAAUUUAAAAAGGUUAAUGGCGAGGACAUAUAUGCUGAUAUUACAAAGUCUUCUCUAGGAGAUGAUGAAGAUGUUUACAUCACUAUUGCUAAGGCAGUAGAAGACCCUGUAGAGUUUUAUGCUGAGAAAUUACAUGGCUGUUUUACCAGUAUGGGAACAAAUGACAAUCUUCUUAUCAGACUGGUUGUCCCAAGAUCAGAGGUUGACUUAGAGGACAUCAAGAUGCGUUACUACGAGUUAUACAGUCGGACAUUGUACGAUGCUGUAAACUCCCAAUGUCAGGGAGACUAUAAAGCCAUGCUACUUGCUGUGAUAAAUAAUGAACCAACUAAGACUAAAGGCCCACAAAAGAAACCAGGCCAGCAGACAACUGGUGUUAAGAAAGAAGCUAGUCAAAAGUCUCCCUCUGGUGCCACAGUGAAGCCGGCUAAACCUUUCAAUCCAAUCGAGGACAGUGAGAGAUUAAAUGAAGCAAUGUCAGGUUUCGGUACAGAUGAAGACGUGGUGGUUGAUAUACUGCCACGGAGAACAAAUGACCAGAGACAAGAAAUUCGGGCAAAAUAUCAGGAUAAAUAUAAUAAGGAUCUUCAAAAAGAACUAGAGUCAGAGUUACGUGGAGAUUUUGAGGAGAUUGUUUUGGCCAUGAUGAUGAAACCUAUAGAUUAUACAUGUCAUUGUUUACAUGAGGCAACAAAAGGUCUUGGUACAAGGGAGGGAAUUCUGAUAGGUGUGUUGUCAACAAAAACUGGCAAGGAAUUAGCAACCAUAAAGAACAGAUACAAGGAAUUGUAUGGUAAAGAUCUUCAAACAGAGAUAACACAGGAUGUAUCUGGUGGUAUGGAAGAUAUGUUUGUAGAGAUACUGAAAUGUGAACGUGAACAAGGGGACACUGUUAAUGCUCAAGAAGCAAAAGAAGAUGCUAAACGGCUGUACAAGGAAGGACAAAUCUCCAUAGACCCAACAGAUGAAGUCUUUAAGUCCAUUAUAGCAAGAAAAAGUAGAGCUCAAGUUAGAGCCACAUUUGAAGAAUACAAAAAGCUUACAGGUAAUGAUAUAUAUGUGGGUAUUCAGAAAGCUCUGAUGGGUGAUAAUGUGGAGGCUUAUGUAGGACUUGCACGAGCAGUCGAGGACCCAGUCUGGUUUUAUGCUGAAGCUUUACAUGGUUGUUUUAGUGGAGUGGGAACCAAUGAUACCAGAUUGAUCAGAAUUAUUGUUGCCAGAUCUGAGAUUGACUUGGCAGACAUAAAGACAAAAUACAAGAGUUUAUAUAACAAGACAAUAUCUGAGAGGGUAGAACAGGAGUGUAAUGGUGAUUACAAGAAAAUGUUGCUGGCUAUACUUGGGAAUAACUCGGACAAUGCUGCGAAGGCUCCGCAAAAGAAACCACCUGUCAAGCAAGCUCCUGUGAAAAAGGAAAAUGCACCCAAGCCAACAACUGGACCAACUGUGAAACCUGCAAAUCCUUUUGAUCCAGUUAAAGACAGUGAAAGUUUGAAUGGUGCCAUGUCUGGCUUUGGAACAGAUGAAACUGUUGUUAUCAAUAUUCUGCCACAUAGAUCAAAUGAUCAAAGACAGGAAAUAAAAGCUAAAUAUAAAGAAAAAUAUGAUAAGGAUCUUCAAAAAGAACUAGAGUCCGAGUUACGUGGAGAUUUUGAGGAGAUUGUGUUGGCCAUGAUGAUGAAACCUAUAGAUUAUACAUGUCAUUGUUUACAUGAGGCGACAAAAGGUCUUGGCACAAGGGAAGGAAUUCUGAUAGGUGUACUUGCUACAAAUACAGGAAAGAGACUUGAAGUUAUCAAGAACCGGUACAAAGAAAUGUAUGGUAAAGAUCUUCAAACAGAGAUAAAACAGGAUGUAUCUGGUGGUAUGGAAGAUAUGUUUGUUGAAAUUCUCAAAUGUGAGCGCGACCAGGGAGAGACGGUCAAUGUUGAAGAUGCUAAAGUAGAUGCUAAACGUCUAUAUAAGGAAGGUCAGAUUUCCAUUGACCCUACAGAUGAAGUAUUUAAAUCCAUUAUUGCAAGAAAAAGUAGGGUUCAAGUGAGGGCAACUUUCGAGGAGUACAAAAAGUUGACAGGUAAUGAUAUAUAUGCUGGUAUAAAGAAAGCUCUGAUGGGUGAUGAAGAAGAUGCUUAUCUAGGUCUUGCACGAGCAGUAGAGGACCCAGUCUGGUUCUAUGCUGAAGCUUUACAUGGUUGUUUUAGUGGAGUGGGAACCAAUGAUACCAGACUAAUUAGAAUUAUUGUUGCCAGAUCUGAGAUUGACUUGGCAGACAUAAAGACAAAAUACAAGAGUUUAUAUAACAAGACAAUAUCUGAGAGGGUAGAACAAGAGUGUAAUGGGGAUUACAAGAAAAUGUUACUGGCUAUUCUAGGCAGUUAAUAAGCUUCAAUAAUCAUGUCUGAUUCUAUUACCCCUAUCAAACCCAUUGAUUCAGAUAGGCUUUUCAGCAUAUUGUUUAGAGGAUGUAUGAUUCUGAAAAACCACCUUUGAAUUUUUUAAUGACAAUGGAUACAAAAUAUAUUAAAAGAGUAUAUAAUAUGUUAAGAAUAAUAAUAAUAAUAAUAAUAUUGAUAAUAAUGUAAAUUGUCAUGAUGAAUCACUGAUUUGAAGCAAGUUGUGAUGUUGUUAUAUACAAGUAUGUGUGUAAAUCAAUGCAUAUUAUAUUUUUGUAAUUUCAUGAAAUGUGUGUUACUUUAUAUACAAGUUGAUAUAACAUUUUUUGAUGGAAUCAGAAAAAAAAUAGUUUUGAAAUGAGAAAUUGUUUGAAAUUUUAUUUUUCAUAUGAAAUAAAAAAAAGUAUCAACAUUUUUUUUGCUGUUUUGUGUAGAAAGGAAUAUGUAGAGAGUUAUAAUAUUUAGUUGUGAUGACAUUAUACAUUGUUUACAGCUAACCCCAAGUUGAAAUAGCCUUUAACAUCUAACAAUAAAAGAGUCUUAAAUUUUGAUUUCAUUUGAGAUUAAUUUUUACAGGCAAUGUUUUCAUUAAAGUGCCCCCAAGUUAAAAGUGGAAUAACUUGUAUUUGUAAUAAGGUUUAAUUCUAUAAGAAUAUUUUAUACUUUAUUGAGUUACCAUGACACCUUAUACUUUUUCAGUAGACAUUGAAUAAAAUUGAUUGAAUUAGGGCUUUUUAAGGAAUGAAAUUUUUACUAAUGCUUUUCACUACAAAACUUUUUAAAUGUCACUGUUUUAUAUUGAAUAGGUGUGUCUAAAAUGUCUUUCCACAGAAUAAUAUACCUGAGUGCAUUUAUUUUCAUUUACGGUAGAUGUACUGUUAUUGUGAUAAUAUACCCGAGUGCAUUUAUUUAUUUAUUGUUCAGUCAUGCUAUACUGUUUUUGUAUUUUCACUGUAUAAAAUAUAUCAGUAUUUUUUUUUUGUUAUUUACAUCAAUACAAUUUUUUCACACGUAUAUUGUUUUGUUUUUAUUUAACUUAAUAACUAAAUGUGAUAUUUUCUUUUUUUAAGUUUUAUUUUUUACAAUUAUGUUAUAAUUUUGUUGUUUUUAUUGUAUUUUUCAUUUAUUUGUUUCUGCCAUCAUAAUGAUGGCUGAUUGACAAGGGACAUAAUUACAGUGUUACUAUUUUUUCAAAUAUUUAUUUAGAUACAAAUGAGUGAAGGCUGGCUGAAAAUUACAAAAUAGGGGGACAUGAUGCAUGCAAAAACCUGUACUCUUUUGCAAGGUCAAGGUCAUGGUCACAGUGACCUUUUAUGAUUUGUGCAAAUAAGGAGAAGAUAGUUGAAAUUGUCUAAGACUUGGGAAAUUUAUACUGGAUUUUAAAAUUGUUUAAUACGGAUAAUCUCAAUAACCAUGCACAAACAAUAUUGUAGGGUCAAGGUCACAGUGAACUUUGGAGUGUUUUAUAUGACAUUAUAGUUAUUUAUAAAACUUAUUCUAAACUGGUGUACAUGUUCAUUGACAGUCAGUAGACUGGCUAGGUACAUCAAUGCCACUAGAACAAUAGAUUAGGGAAUAUGUGUCAUCAAAGGUCAAGGUCUCUGAGAUCUUCUCCUCUUUAAAAUACAUGUAUAUUAUGUUUGAUUUAUUAAAUUUCACAUUUGGGAUGCUGUGAUAUAUUUAAAAUUUUGUAAUAUAGAUAAAAAAAGAUUUCAAUUGAAAUGUAUAUAGUCAUAUUGUGAGCUUUAUUUUAAAAAAAGAACAAUCACAUUUUUGUAUUCAGAAUUUUUUCUGUUUUUCUUUUAUUCCAAUGAUACAUAAAAUACUAGAAACCCUUGCUAAGUAAUAUUUAUAAAGAAAUGAUUAAUCUUUUAUUCUUCUUGCCUUUGCGUUAUUGAUCUGUAGAGAAAAUACAUGAUUACUUUUAGAAACAGUCCCUUCAGUUGUUAUUUACGUUUUAUAAAUAUAUAUUUUAAAGCUAAUAAAAUGAUUUUUACACCUU